UAUGUUUUACUAAUUUUCAAAUUGCGUUUCUAUUAUAUUCUGUUCAAUCCCUGUCUGCCGGUUUUAUUGAUAAUCUACCAGUGGAUGUCGUUGUUCUCUCGAGUGUCACUGCUGGAGAUGAAUAAACUCAAAGCUCUGCGUAAAGACGCGUCCAGCUCUUUCUCCAUAGAGCAGAUACACAGAGAGAGAGAGAGAGCAACGUGAGUGUCUCCUAUCUCACUAGAGCUCAAACUAACGGGAUCUUCUUAUAUCCUCUACGUGCGCAGAGAUUCAAGAACCAGACAAGUGAAAGCGCGUGUCCAAUACUCACGGAAAAGGAGAGCCAGCACGAACUGAGAUUGUUUUGUGACUUUUCUGAACUGUUUGACGGAGGUACAGUGAUCUGUGUGGAGAUUUCUCCAAUCGCGAUUUUUUUUUUUUUUAAUUGCGAAAGCGUAAAUAUUGUCGGAUCUCCCGUGGUGGUUUAGAGCCAGGAGUUUGUCCAUAUGCUGGAGUCAGAUUUAGAUUCGCAUUAGUUUGUUAUUUGGCACCGGUUUGAUCGCGGUGUCAUAUCGGCUGUGGAUUGAUCACGCUCAGACCGUCAACUGAUUUUCCAUCUGCAAACAGUGAAAGCAUCUUCUCAUUAGGACACGGCUGUGUUUCAGCACAGGCGAGACUGAGGAAGGCGCGUGAUGAUGUUGAGGGUCUCGGAUGCUUUGGUCACUUUGGUGACUCUCUACUGUGUGGUCAAAGGGACUGUCGGCGGAUACGGCAUGAGCAUGUUCGCCGCUCAGACCUCCCCACCAGAUCCGUGCUACGACGAGAACGGUCACCCCAGAAGAUGCAUCCCCGAUUUCGUCAACGCGGCGUUCGGGAAGGAAGUGCGCGCAUCCAGCACCUGCGGCAAAACGCCGAGUCGGUACUGUGUGGUGACUGAGAAAGGGGAUGAAAGGCACAGAAACUGCCACACGUGCGACGCGUCGGACCCAAAGAAGUAUUACCCACCUGCUUACCUAACCGACCUGAACAAUCCUCACAAUCUCACCUGCUGGCAGUCGGACAAUUACAUCCAGUAUCCUCAAAACGUGACUUUAACAUUGUCCCUGGGCAAGAAAUUCGAGGUGACCUACGUGAGUUUGCAGUUCUGCUCACCGCGACCAGAGUCCAUGGCUAUCUUUAAAUCGAUGGACUAUGGAAAGUCCUGGGUGCCUUUCCAGUACUACUCGACCCAGUGUAGAAAGAUGUACAACAAGCCCAGCAAAGCCACGAUCACUAAGCAAAACGAGCAAGAGGCCAUCUGCACAGAUUCUCACACCGAUAUGCACCCUCUCUCCGGCGGGUUGAUCGCGUUCAGCACCCUGGACGGGCGACCCUCCGCGCACGACUUUGACAAUUCACCCGUACUCCAGGACUGGGUGACCGCCACUGACAUUAAGGUGACUUUCAGCCGACUGCACACUUUCGGAGACGAAAAUGAGGAUGACUCGGAGCUGGCCAGAGAUUCCUAUUUUUACGCCGUGUCAGACCUGCAGGUCGGAGGCAGAUGUAAGUGUAAUGGACACGCGUCACGGUGCGUCAAAGACCGGGAUGGAAACCUGGUGUGCGAGUGCAAGCACAAUACAGCCGGACCAGAGUGUGACAGAUGCAAACCUUUUCACUAUGACCGACCCUGGCAGCGCGCAACCGCCAGAGAAGCCAACGAAUGUGUCGCAUGCAACUGUAACCUCCAUGCGAGGCGCUGUCGUUUCAACAUGGAGCUUUACAAACUCUCCGGGAGGAAAAGUGGAGGAGUCUGUCUGAACUGCCGCCACAAUACGGCGGGUCGCCACUGCCACUACUGCAAGGAGGGCUACUACAGAGACAUGUCUAAGCCCAUCUCUCACAGAAAGGCCUGCAAAGCCUGUGAUUGCCAUCCUGUGGGGGCCGCGGGCAAAACCUGUAACCAAACCACAGGCCAAUGCCCCUGUAAAGACGGUGUGACGGGUAUCACAUGCAACCGUUGUGCUAAAGGCUACCAGCAGAGCCGAUCUCCCAUUGCCCCCUGCAUAAAAAUUCCCAUUGCUCCACCAACCACCACUGCAAGCAGCACAGAGGAACCUUCAGACUGUGAAUCCUACUGCAAGGCUUCCAAAGGCAAGCUGAAGAUCAAUAUGAAGAAGUACUGCAAGAAAGACUACGCUGUUCAGGUCCACAUCCUAAAGGCAGACAAAGCCGGUGAGUGGUGGAAGUUCACCGUCAACAUCAUCUCUGUCUACAAACAGGGAGAAAGCCGAAUCCGCAGGGGAGAUCAGUUUUUGUGGGUCAGAGCAAAGGACGUAGCCUGCAAGUGCCCAAAGAUCAAGCCCGGCAAAAAGUACCUGCUGCUGGGCAAUGAUGAGGAUUCCCCUGGACAAAGUGGAGUGGUGGCAGACAAGGGCAGUCUGGUCAUUCAAUGGAGGGACACUUGGGCUCGAAGACUCCGGAAGUUUCAGCAGCGGGAGAAGAAAGGAAAAUGCAAGAAAGCAUAGUGAGGGGAAAAGGAAAGAGGUGGCUAUCAGAAGCUGGACAGAGAAACAACAGACGAGUGGUGGAUGAAAAGACCAUAAGGGAAAGGGAAAGAAGAAAAAGGACGGACUAAACAUCGCUGCUUUGAAUAAAGGCAUGAAGAGAAUAUUAACGUUUUUUUUUUUUUUUUCUAUAAAUAGGAACAUGUGUGAAGGAGUUCACGAUGCAGUUUUCAUUUCUUAUUUGUUUCCUUCAAGAUUUGUUUGCUGUUUGCCAAUUUUGCACCUGUGUUCAGCAUAAAGAAAGGUAUUUUAUGUUAAAUGGCUUUCAGAUCCAUUUUGGACGGUUUCAGUCUGGUUGAGAAUCAGAUUAAGCCAUAUUUAAUAUUCUAAAACAACCUGGGGAUUAAGGACUGAUACGUAAAAAAAGAAAAUCUGAGAACAUUUUUUAGAGCAAAAAAAAAAAAAAAUAGGGAUAGUCCUUCAGCAUGCUUCUUCACUACAAAAAACAAAACAAACAUCUUCAUUAAUGAGUUUUGCAUUUAAAAAUUCAUAUGCGCUAACUUGCAUAAUACAUAAAUGGCAUCUGAGAUGCCAACAUUUCAGAGAUUUCAAAAUUCUGUUUGUUUUCGGAAGGAUUUUUUUAUAUGACAUCAAAACUAAUUUGCUCUUCUUCAGCCAAUUUAAAAUAUAAUUUUUUCAAGGUCUAAAAAAGUCUGACUUUGUAACAACCUCCAUGAAAAAUCACACAAUUUGAUGCAUAUAUAUCUGCAUAUUAUUUUUAUCAUUAUUCAUUCAAUUGUUGCAAUUUUCAUUGAGCGGUUUUUCAUUGAAUACAGAUGCAAACAAAAUGAAAAGGACAACAUAGAAAAGCUCUUGUACAGCGUAACAUGUAUAUUUCAUAUAACACUACUAACCUUUGAAGACUGGUGCUGCUGGUUUCUACCCAGACCACUACAGACUCUGAAACUGUCCCAGCAAAUACACAAAAGCAAAUCAAGGUUUCUGUUCAAUGUACAUGUUUCUGAUUCAGUUUUUAUUGUCAGAGUUCGCUGAUUCAAAGGUAAAAAAAACAAAAAACAAAUCAUCUAACAAUUGCUGAAAAGAAGCUUUGUACAUUUUUAAAGUAGUGCCCAUUCUCUUCAACAGACACAAAUAUACUACUUUUUUUUUUUUCUGUUUAAGCCAUGUGUUGUGAAUCAUGCCACAACUUCUUUACAACAAGAAAAACAAAUCUGUACACGUAAGUGUUGAAAACUGAUUUAGGAUCUAUAAAAAUGUAAUAGCAUGCUUGUACAAAUCCUAAAAUUAUUAGCAUGCAUUUACAAUUAUUUUUGAACUUGGAAUAAAACCACCAUGUAUAUUUUUGUAUAAGACAUGAUGAUUGAAGUAGAUGACUCUAAAUACAAACAGCAUUUCUUGCUCCAUUUGAUGCUCUGAUUCAAUUGUUUAUAGUCCAGACAUGGAUGACGACGUCCUUUUGUUAAAACAGAACUUCAGUGCGACGAGUCCACUGUAUAAACAGGCCUUUUCGUAAGUCCUGGAAGUGUUGGUAGAAUGGUGUGUAUAGUUAGUAUUUUUCCUUGUGUGUAAAACAGUAUUUAGAAGUGUACGAACUACCUUUAACUAGUAUUCAUUAACUAGUAUUUAGUUUUGUAAAGCAACGGCAUCUCUCCUUAGACAUUUCCAUGUCCAUUUAGCAUCUGUGAAUGUAGGAAUGCAUGUACAGUAAUGUUUCACUACAAUAGAGAAUUCUCUUCACUGUGAGAAACGCUGCUCAUACACACACAAACACACACACACACAUUUAUUUUGUUACUGAUGAGAUGGACGUUCUCUAAAGUACAGCUUUUCCACUGAUCUUUGAGGGUCAUUUAACAUUUGCUUGUGUGGUCAGUCCUUCACAGAUCAUUAAGAAAAUAAACUGCAAGAACUGAUAAUUUCAGCAUCAAAUACCAAAAAAAAAAAAAAAAAAAAGAAAAGGAAAAAGAAAAAAAAAAAGUCGGAUUUGAUGAACGGUUUACGUGUGCAGUAAUUAUCAUCUUUACUCAAUGAUUAUUUCUUGUUAAUGUACACAAUGUAUGACACACAUAUUUAUACAUAUGCUGUAUUUACCGGUUACAAAAAAUAUUCGUAACAGCACAUGUAAAUGUAUUUUGUUUGGCACUCAGUAUCUUAGUGCACACUCCUUUUUAUUUUAAGUAUUCCAAUGAUGUAAAUUUAUGUUCAGUUUUUACUUUUCGCAGCAGUGGAAAGAUGGCUCCUGUAUUUGACAUUACCAGCAGACCUUACAUACAUUGCUUCUUGUUCAUAUUAUGAAUUGUAAAUUUAGCUGUGGCAAAUACAAGACGUCUGGAAUAUUGUUUUACAGUGCAUACUAAUAUAUUAUGGUUAUUAUAAGAAAAUAUUUAAUGACACAAGACAUUGUGGAUUUUUUUAUGUCUUUAUUUUAUUUUAUUUUUAUUAUUAUUAUUAUUUUUUUUUUUUUUACAGUUUGUGGUUGUUUAGAUUGUUGUGAUUAAAAUCCAGAGGGGAAGAUAACUACUGAA
Onychostoma macrolepis is the source of this 5011-nucleotide messenger RNA. RefSeq names its product netrin 1a (gene ntn1a). The coding region runs from base 672 to 2486 and encodes 604 amino acids. The transcript has 6 exons. NCBI's taxonomy places the organism in Eukaryota, Metazoa, Chordata, Actinopteri, Cypriniformes, Cyprinidae. The record is from RefSeq and is a predicted model, not a curated record. Gene Ontology annotation, molecular function: protein binding.